AUUUAUAAAGCUUAAUUCGUAGUCAUCUGUCACAGAAGGGCUCUGAUGGUUCCUAACGUGAGUGAGGUUUCGUCGUGAAAAAAAUGAGUCGGCAAUGGAUCAGGGGACUGACCACGACUGGAGUCAUCUUACUCAUAAUCAGCAUCACAUCAUGCCAGUCACGAAAAUGUAUGUCAUUCGAUGGCCAACGUGGCUCACCAGAUAGUUCCUACGACGGGGUGGAUUUUGACAGUGAUCCGACUCUACCUCGCGCGUUCAGGAACGUAGGGUUUGUCAAUGAAGACGUGUCGACUUUUAGGUUUUAUAGUACAUGCAAUAUGAGACUGAGGAAAUUGUCCCUCCGAAUGGGUCCCAACACAGAAUGUUUAGUAUCCGCUAUCAUAAGAAGAAGUAGACUGAGGGUAGCCAGGACAACAAUGUCUACCAUCCACCGCUGCUUGUCGAGCACUUUCUGCGACAAAGUCAUAGAUUUUUGGAAUCUAGGAACGCCCCAGGUUGACAUGAGAGUGCCACCUGUGCUCGAGGUGACGGGCAGAACGAUAGGUCUGCGUGGUGCGUACAAUUGCACUGUUCUCACAUCUGGCUCCGGCAAAACACUUUGGACACUAAAUUUGCGUUUUUGGGAAGAUACGCCACCUCCGAUUUUCACCACGGCAAGCGCACCACCCAGUAAACCGUCGUACAUAAUGACGUCCAUUCCGGAUACGGAGACUCGGACACCGAGCGCAAAGAGAUAUUAUAGUUCUUCCCAUUCACCGAUGACGACCAACUCGCCAUGGUUGCCGACAUCAUUCAGAGUUACCUCUCCCCUGCAAUACAAAUCCACAGCCAAGCCAUUAGUAUCAGUUUCGUUGACUGCGUACACGGCUUCGCAAUUGAAAAGAACAGAUGUGGACCUGGCGUCACUCACUCCAACUACAAGGAAGUACAUGCGUAGUUCGCUCCCCGUUUCAGAGUCGCGAGUGUGGGGAACAAUAGUUCCCAGAUCAAGUUUCACAGUUCACAAAGAGACUGGAGACUCAAAGUCAACGCCGUCUGCACUUGAUGCUGCAGUAAUAGCUGGCGUGGCUACAUCACUUCUAAUAGUGAUUGCUCUGGUUAUUAUCGUCUUCCGAUAUCGUGUAUUGAUUGCCGAGUUCACUGGCAGGAGAAACAAAACUGAUGGUCCGGAAAAUGAUGAACGCUUGCCUACUCAGUCUGAUAUUGAAGUCACACGUGCUUCAAGCAAUGUCCCGAUGUACCAGAGCGUUGCUUAUGUGACAUCCACUAGCGCCUCAUCAGGUUUAACAACCAACGAGGCAUAUGGUGCAGCUAACCUUCAGGGAAGCGAGAAUCUGUAUACCUACAUUCAAUGACGUACAGUCUAUUCCGUAGCACCUAGCCCGUUUCCAAAGCACAUUUUUUGGAUUUAACUGUUUUAGUCCUAUUACACAUCCAAUGACUUUGUAAAUAAUUUAACACUAUCUGUUAAAGCUCUCGCUGGAAUAAUUAUAUGUUCUUGUGUUAUUACAGUAAUCUUGUGUUUGGAAUGAUAUUCUUGGCUUGUGAGAAGCUUGCUGUGUUCUCGGGUUAAGACAGGUGUGGUAGUUUGAUGUUCUCAGGCUUUGAAAUUCACAAUACGUCGUGGAGGUCCGAGAGGCCAAUCACUCUUAGCUGACGAGACAGAAGUAGCCAGCUGAACGUCUUUAGUCUUGAAACCAUACAUAAUUUCAAGGCAAGUCAAUCAUUGUUGAUAUUUUAGAAAUCUUU
This is a messenger RNA of Sycon ciliatum, 1749 nucleotides long. RefSeq lists its product as uncharacterized. The record is from RefSeq and is a predicted model, not a curated record. Lineage: Eukaryota; Metazoa; Porifera; Calcarea; Leucosolenida; Sycettidae. The transcript has 3 exons. The coding region runs from base 84 to 1355 and encodes 423 amino acids.